Molecule: messenger RNA, 537 nt
Organism: Chironomus riparius
Lineage: Eukaryota; Metazoa; Arthropoda; Insecta; Diptera; Chironomidae
Source: the annotation of a GenBank genome assembly
GCAAUUUCAUAGUUUGAACCCCUGUUCUCGCUCUUUUCGAAAAAAAUUGCUGUAAAGAGCAAUACUUGAUUUUUCAUAAUGGUUCGUGUAAGCGUAUUGGCAGAUGCUUUGAAAUGCAUUAACAAUGCAGAAAAACGAGGAAAACGUCAAGUACUCAUUCGUCCCAAUUCAAAAGUUGUCAUCAAAUUCCUUACAGUAAUGAUGAAGCAUGGCUAUAUCGGAGAAUUCGAGAUUGUUGAUGAUCACCGCGCUGGAAAAGUUGUAGUUAAUCUUACUGGACGUCUCAACAAGGCUGGAAUUAUUUCACCAAGAUUUGAUGUUCCAAUUCUUGACAUUGAAAAGUGGACAAAUACGCUCCUUCCAUCUCGUCAGUUUGGAUAUGUUGUUUUAACGACUAGCGGUGGUAUUAUGGAUCACGAGGAAGCUCGUCGAAAACACUUGGGAGGAAAGAUUUUGGGCUACUUCUUCUAAAGUAGUUUCUGAAUAAUAUUGAAUAAAUAUUAAUUUGUCAACAAAAAAAAUUUAACAAAUCAUGAA